CAAUAUGUUAUUACCAGUGAUUUAUUGGAUUUAUUCAAAUGCAUUAAUUUUGUUAAUAUCUUUAUUCACAUAUUUUGUGUCAAAACAAAUAUACAGUGAAUAUGAGAUGCGGAAAAAGUUACCGCCGGGUCCUAUGGGACUGCCAUUUGUCGGUUAUCUACCCUUUCUUAAGGGCGAGCCCUCCAAAGUGUUCGUACAAUUGGCCAAAAAAUAUGGACCAGUUUUUGGCAUUCAAAUGGGUUCGUGUCCAGUAGUCGUAUUAAAUGACUGGCCGUCAAUAAAAGAAGCCUUUUCUGAUGAAUCGGCAUUAGCCCGACCUAAGGAUAGUUUGUUUACUGCUUUACUUCCAUCGGGCUUUGGAAAUAUGAGUGGAGACGUAUGGAAAGAGCAGCGAAGGUUUGCUUUGCAUCAGUUGAGAAAUCUUGGUUUUGGGAAGACUUCAAUGGAAGACCACAUCAUCGAUGAAAUCAAUCACUUGUCUAAAGAGAUCGACAAAAGCAUUGGACAGGCGUUUGAUUUGCGGACACUUUUGCCGAUUAGUGUCUCAAAUAACAUAAAUUCGCUGACAUUUGGCCGACGUUUCGAUUAUACGGACACCAGAAAGAAGAUGAUCGACGAGUUCUUAAAGCCCGACCCGAACCUCAAUUUGGCCGGCAUUUUGGCAUUUUUCCCCAAAUUGGGUGGUUUUGUGUUCAGAAACAUGAAGUUUCUAUUGCCGUCGUCUCUAAGAAAAGUUAAAGUAAUACUCGAAGAGAUCCGCACAAUGAUGAAAACUGAACACGACAACCAUGCACAAACACUUGAUCAAAACAAUAAACGUGAUUAUUUUGAUGCCUUUAUUAAUGAAAUGCAAAAGUCAUCGAAUGGAGAGAAGACUACUUUUAAUUAUGAAAUGUUAGAAGGCAAUACCUUACUGCUAUUUGGGGCCGGUUCUGGUACAGUGUUAACUACCCUCGAGUGGUCGCUCGUGAUUUUGGCCGCUUAUCCAAGAGUACAACAACACAUCCAGAAAGAGAUCGAUGAAGUGAUUGGCAAAGAAAGGAGUCCUAACUUUGCCGAUAGAAACCAAAUGCCAUUUUUGCAGGCAUUCAUUGCGUCUAAAGAUAUGGUAAUUUCAGGAUUCAAAAUACCAAAAGACACUCAAAUUAUGGCCAACUUUUGGGCCAUUGAUAACGACCCAAAUCUAUGGGAAAAUCCAACGGAAUUCAAACCCGAAAGACUUCUCAGCGAAGAUCUCAAGACAUUUAAAAAACCCGAGCAUUUGAUCCCAUUUUCAUACGGGAAGAGGUCGUGUCCGGGAGAGAUCUUAGGAGUGGUCGAAGUGUUUCUAUAUCUGAGUUCUUUGCUUCAGAAAUACGACAUCAAAGCCAACCAUAAAACCGAUACAAGUCUUGAAUACAAUUUCGAGUUCUCAAUCACUCCUAAACAAAGUCCUAACAUUUCAUUCACUAAACGAGUGCACAAUUAA
Medioppia subpectinata is the source of this 1468-nucleotide messenger RNA. Lineage: Eukaryota; Metazoa; Arthropoda; Arachnida; Sarcoptiformes; Oppiidae. The record is from the annotation of a GenBank genome assembly.